Lentinula edodes (shiitake mushroom) is the source of this 1821-nucleotide messenger RNA. RefSeq lists its product as uncharacterized. Lineage: Eukaryota; Fungi; Basidiomycota; Agaricomycetes; Agaricales; Omphalotaceae. The record is from RefSeq and is a predicted model, not a curated record. Bases 1 to 1821 code for a protein of 606 amino acids. The transcript has 2 exons.
AUGUCGUCGGCAGAACCUGCAGAUGACUACUCUAAUUCAACUUUCCAUUAUACAUCGACACCUGCCCCUCCACCGCCUACUACUACCGCCAAUAAGAAGCCGAACCAACACCAGCAGAGCAGCAGCACAAGCAGUCGACCCGGUUCACGCUCACGGACACAUUCGCAGCCUUCCAAUGUGAACAAUACGAACCGAGCCUUAUCCUCGUCGCGCCCUACAUCACCGCCGAACCAAAGCGUCAAAACGAAUCAAUCGAGGAUCCCUCUUCCACAGCGAACGCGCAGUCGAACCGGCAGUCUGUCCAGUCAGAGUCACUCUCAGCACAGAACCAAGACGCCCACACCAGGCGAUGUUGCCCCAGUAACAGCAGCAGCCGCCGCAGACCUUUGGGUUGUUCAUGAACGCCCAAGUCAUUCUCGACUCGUGAAUGAACCAGCUCCAUUUCCGCCUCCAAAUUCCUCUGUAUCAUCCAUCGAUAUCUUGCCUGAACCACGACCGUCAAAUGAUUCUGAAGAACGGCCUUUUGAGCACUGGUAUCGUGGCGAAGUGUCCCGAAAUGGCGGCGUAGGCGAAUAUCGGGUCGCCAAGCGGCAGGAGAUGCUUGAGAUUGCCAAUUAUGGUCAUAAUAUUCGGCCUAAAAAGCAGAACGCGAUAACAGAUGCUAUUGAUUCAGAAAAGCAGCGAAGAGGUAGACCACGGGCUGGAAGUUUAGGUGAACGUUCGAGCUUUUAUCUGGACGAAGAACAGGCAAAGGAAGCUGCGAGAGUGAUGGACGAGAAUCCUUUAACAGAUAACGGUGAGGAAGAUGACGACGGAGAGGAAGAAUAUUAUGAUCCUAUGGAAGAGUAUUACCGUCCAGAAGAGUUACCACCUCGGACAACUACACCACGUCCUUCACGUAUCCCAACUCCGACACAAUUACAACGCGGUCAAAGCGAACCGCCGUAUUUCCCAACCUCUUCUGCUGGCGCCUCUACUUCCGCCUUAUCAAGCUCAUCGGCGACGCCAACCCAGCGUCCGUAUGCAACAGCAGGUGCUAGCAAUGGUACACCUCAAUCAAAACGAGCUGGAACUACUUCUCCCCCUUCCGCAUCAAAUAAAGGCAAAACAAAAUCCUACAACUCAACCACCCCAUCUCCGUCUUCCAAUUCCCGUCUCGCAGCUUCUAAAGCAACACAGGCUAAGCUCGCGCAGAAUAAACGUCAGAGAGAAAAAGAAGAGGAGUAUAGGCGGAGUAUCGCUGCUUAUCCUGAUACGGGUGAUGAUCUUAUGAAUGCAAUACCUACUUGGACACAACCUGUGCCAAAAGCAGGUAAUUGGGACGAUGUCGUCCUCCCUGUCGUUGCACGUAAAAAAGGCCUCGACGGACACUAUGAGCGCGCAGACGGAAGUCCACAGCAAAGGAAAGAUGAAGUCACUAUAGCUCCUGCACCCGGAACCUUCGGGUUCGAUCACUCAAAGUAUCGGCCUCCACGCGAGGGAGAAGAGAAUAUACCCAUGGACGAGUUUGGUACGAAGAAUUCAGCAUACACGGAGAGGGACGAUGAGGAGCAAGAGGACGAAGACAGCCAGCCAUCUCACUCGCAAUCGAGAAUGGAAACCGCUCAUGACCAGAUUAGGUUACCGACCAACACAAUUCCCAGUAAGCGCGCAUCGAGUCCCGUACCCUUUUCUAGUUACAAGCCACGACCAUCUCAACCCGAGCCAGUGGGCCAGAUGAAUGGUGAUGUGGAGAAAGGGAACAUGAAAGUACAGAGAGUGGAUGCAGAUGAGAGUGAAGAUGCAGGAAAGGGAGGAUGUUGUGGAUGUGUUGUGAUGUGA